Molecule: messenger RNA, 11527 nt
Organism: Varanus komodoensis (Komodo dragon)
Lineage: Eukaryota; Metazoa; Chordata; Lepidosauria; Squamata; Varanidae
Gene: ZFHX3
Product: zinc finger homeobox 3
Exons: 10
Coding region: 40-10989 (3649 amino acids)
Biological process (GO): brain development; regulation of neuron differentiation; regulation of transcription by RNA polymerase II
Cellular component (GO): nucleus
Molecular function (GO): DNA-binding transcription factor activity, RNA polymerase II-specific; zinc ion binding; RNA polymerase II cis-regulatory region sequence-specific DNA binding
Source: RefSeq, a predicted model, not a curated record
CCAUACCGGGUGCGAUGAACACUCCAUGCAGGCCUCGGCAUGGAAGGCUGUGACUCGCCCAUCAUCCUGGGGAAGGACAAUGGGUGUGCGAUCCCGCAGCACCAGCAAUGGACUGGCUUUGGUAGCACCCACCUCCCCAGCAACCCGAGCAACAUGGAGCCAUCAGCAGUGCCAAACCGUGGAGCCCUAGACACCCGGCAGGCUUCCUUCGGCGAGCACUCCCCUGGAAGCGCCGUCCCCACGGCCGAGCCCGCCGGCAAGGAGGUGCGCUGCAACGAGUGCGCCGCCUCCUUCGCCAGCCUGCAGACCUACAUGGAGCACCACUGCCCCAGCGCGCCCCCCCUGCUCCCGCUGCCGGGCGACUGCGGGAGCGACACUGGCGAGGAGGGAGACGAGGAGAGCGACGUGGAGAACCUGGCGGGGGAGAUCGUCUACCAGCCAGAUGGCUCGGCAUACAUUGUCGAAAGCAUCAGCCAGCUGAUCCCGGGUGGGGGGGUCUGCGGGGCCGGCAGCGGCGUGAGCGGCGGGGCGCUCCCAGCACUCUUCGUGAACUCUCCCGCCAGCACGGGGAGCAAGCAGGGCGAGGCCGCCUCUGCCGCCCCUGUCUACCCGCAGAUCAUCAACACUUUCCACAUAGCCUCAUCCUUUGGGAAGUGGUUUGAGGGCUCAGACCAGAGCUUCCCAAAUACCUCAGCCCUGGCAGGGGUCAGCCCUGUCCUGCACAGCUUCCGCGUUUUUGAUGUGCGCCACAAAAGCAACAAGGAUUACCUGAACAGCGACGGUUCUGCCAAAAGUUCCUGUGUAUCCAAAGAUGUCCCCAACAAUGUGGACCUGUCCAAAUUCGAUAGCUUCGUGCUCUAUGGGAAGCGGAAGCCCAUCCUGAUGUGCUUCUUGUGCAAGCUCUCCUUUGGUUAUGUCCGCUCUUUUGUGACCCACGCGGUGCAUGACCAUCGAAUGACUCUGAGCGAGGAGGAGCGGAAAAUUCUUGGCAAUAAGAGCAUCUCCGCUAUCAUUCAAGGGAUAGGCAAAGACAAGGAGCCCCUUGUGAGCUUUUUGGAACCAAAAAACCAAACCUUUCCACACCCUUUAGUUUCCACAGCCAGCCUCAUAGGCCCUGGACACAGUUUCUAUGGAAAAUUCAGUGGGAUUCGCAUGGAAGGGGAAGAUGGUGCCCAGGCUGGGGCUGCCAGUGGAGCAGAACAGCCCCCGCCAGGCCUCUUGGCGCCGGGGGGCCUCUUGAACCUUGGAGGGCUAACGAGCUCAGCUUUGAAGACACCAAUUACCUCAGUUCCCCUGGGCCCCCUGGCUUCCAGCCCUGCCAUAUCCUCAGAGGAGAAGGACCCUGGGGCCUUAGAGCAGCAAGAGCUGGCCGACCCGGAUGGGCUCUUGGAGAAAGCAGAGCCAGCCGAGGAGGAGGAGGAGGAGGAGGAGGAAGAGGAGGAGGAGGAAGAGGAGGAGGAGGAGGAAGAGGAGGAGGAGGAGGAGGAGGAGGAGGAAGAGGGGUGCAAAGGGCUGUUCCCGAGCGAGCUGGAGGACGGACUGGAGGACAGGCCUCCCGAGGAGUCUGGGACUGUGGUGGGCAGCGGCGGCAGCAAGAAGGACCUUGCUCUCUCAAACCAAAGCAUUUCUCCCUUGAUGCCUGCCGUGCUCCAGGCACUGUCCAGGGGCACGGCUUCUUCUAGCUCUAAUUCUGCUUCUUCCUUUGUCUUCGAUGGUGCAAGCAGGAGGAAUUGUUUAAGCUUUAACAGUGAAGGCGGCGAGGCCAGCGGCAGGCGGCUCGACUUCGGUGAGGAGAGUGCCAGCAAAGACAGCGCGGCAGCGCCGGAACCAAAUGAGGGGGUGGAGGGUGAGGAGGGACCCUGCCUCUCCCAUCACCAGCACGUGGGCCCUCUCUGCGACCUCGGGGGUGGGGAGUGCCCUUCGGGGAGCGGCGUGGAGUGCCCCAAGUGCGACACCGUCCUGGGCUCCUCGCGCUCGCUCGGCGGCCACAUGACCAUGAUGCAUUCGCGGAACUCGUGCAAGACGCUCAAGUGCCCCAAGUGCAACUGGCACUACAAGUACCAGCAGACGCUCGAGGCGCACAUGAAGGAGAAGCACCCGGAGCCGGGGGGGGCCUGCGCCUACUGCAAGGGCGGGCAGCCCCACCCGCGGCUGGCGCGGGGCGAGAGCUACACGUGCGGUUACAAGCCCUUCCGCUGCGAGGUCUGCAACUACUCCACCACUACCAAAGGCAACCUCAGCAUCCAUAUGCAGUCUGACAAGCAUCUCAACAACAUGCAGAACCUGCAGAAUGGAGGCGGGGAGCAAGUUUUCAGCCACACUGCUGGGGCGGCGGCGGCGGCAGCGGCGGCGGCGGCAGCUGCCGCCGCCGCCGCAACCAUGGGUAGCAGCUGUGGGGCCCCCUCCCCCACCAAACCAAAAAGCAAACCCACCUGGCGGUGUGAAGUGUGUGACUAUGAGACCAACGUUGCCCGGAACCUGCGCAUUCACAUGACCAGUGAGAAGCACAUGCACAACAUGAUGCUGCUUCAGCAGAACAUGAGCCAAAUGCAGCACAACCGCCACCUGGGUCUGGGCAGCCUGCCUGCCGAGGCGGAGCUGUACCAGUACUACCUGGCACAGAACAUGGCCCUGCCCAGCUUGAGGGUGGACGGCGCCGGCCCCGAUGCCCAGCUCAUGACGAGCAGCUUCCAGCUGGACCCCGCCAGCACGCUGGCGUCCAUGGCCCCGUCCCUAGUGGGUGGAGAGAUACCUCUGGACAUGCGGCUUGGGGGUGGGCAGCUGGUGUCCGAGGAGCUCAUGAAUCUGGGGGAGACCUUCACACAGACCAAUGACCCUUCGCUGAAGCUUUUCCAGUGUGCAGUGUGCAACAAGUUCACCACGGACAAUUUGGACCUGCUGGGGCUGCACAUGAAUGUCGAGCGCAGCCUGCCCGAGGAUGAGUGGAAAGCGGUGAUGGGCGACUCGUACCAGUGCAAGCUCUGCCGCUACAACACGCAGCUCAAGGCCAACUUCCAGCUCCACUGCAAGACGGACAAGCACGUGCAGAAGCACCAGCUGGUGGCGCACAUCAAGGAGGGGGGCAAGGCCAACGAGUGGCGGCUCAAGUGCGUGGCCAUCGGGAACCCCGUGCACCUGAAGUGCAACGCCUGCGACUACUACACCAACAGCCUGGAGAAGCUGCGGCUCCACACUGCGAACUCCCGGCACGAGGCCAGCUUGAAACUCUACAAGCACCUUCAGCAUCACGAGAGCGGAGCUGAGGGGGAAAGCUGCUACUACCACUGUGCCCUUUGCAACUACUCCACCAAGGCCAAGCUGAACCUCAUCCAGCACGUGCGCUCCAUGAAGCACCAGCGGGGCGAGAGUCUGCGAAAACUGCAGCGUCUGCAGAAGGGCCUGCCUGAGGAAGAGGAGGAUCUGGGCCAGAUCUUUACCAUCCAGAAGUGUCCUGCACCGGAUAUCGAGGAGCUAAUUGAAGAUGCAGAAGGACCCAGUGAGGCAGCCGCUGAUCCAGAGGAGCCUGCAAAAGAUCCGGAGAGUGCCACUGACAAGGACCACGUCAAAUGGAAAGCACAAGCCACCCAGCCUGAGAAAGAGCCCUCUGAGUCCCUGUCUGCCUCGAAACGGAUUUCCUUCCCGAGAAGCUCAGAGUCGCCUGUCACCAAAUGGCCAAAAACCUCAGAUGAGACGAAGGUGGAGCAGAUGUACCAGUGCCCGUACUGCAAGUACAGCAACACAGACGUGAACAGGCUGCGGGUCCACGCCAUGACCCAGCACUCGGUCCAGCCCCUGCUCCGGUGCCCGCUCUGCCAAGACAUGCUCAGCAACAAGAUCCACCUGCAGCUGCACCUCACGCACCUCCACAGUGUGUCUCCCGACUGCGUGGAGAAGCUCAUCUUGACGGUGACCACACCAGAGGUGAUGAUGCCGAGCAGCAUGUUCAUCCCCGCUGCGACACCAGACCGAGAUGGGAAUGCCAGCACUGACCCACCAGCCAAGCAGCCUGAGACCUCAGAGGACCCGGGCAAAGGCCUGCUCCCUUCUGAGAAUCCAGAGCGUGGCGGAGAGCUGAAGCCCGCCCCACCUGACCAGGCCUCUGCCAGGGACGACGGCGGGUUUCUCUGCUGGAAGAAGGGCUGCAGCCAGGCGUUCAAGAGCUCCACCGCGCUGCAGGCCCACUUCAGCGAGGUGCAUACGAAGAGGCCCCAGCUGCCCGUCUCGGACCGGCACGUCUACAAAUACCGCUGCAAUCAGUGCAGCCUGGCAUUCAAAACCAUCGAGAAGCUUCAGCUGCACUCCCAGUACCACGUCAUCCGGGCAGCCACCAUGUGCUGCCUUUGCCAGCGCAGCUUCCGCACCUUUCAAGCCCUCAAGAAGCACCUGGAGACGAGCCACCUGGAGCUGAGCGAGGCCGACAUCCAGCAGCUCUACGGGGGGCUCCUGGCCAAUGGAGACCUCUUGGCCAUGGGGGACCCUUCCUUGGCCGAAGACCACACCCUCCUUGUGGAGGAGGACAAGGAAGAGGAGAGCGACCUGGAGGACAAGCAGAGCCCCGUGGGGAGUGACUCCGGGUCUGUGCAGGAGGACUCGGGCGCAGAACCCAAGCGUGCUCUCCCCUUCCGCAAGGGCCCCAACUUCACCAUGGAGAAGUUCCUGGACCCCUCCCGCCCGUACAAGUGCACCGUCUGCAAGGAGUCCUUCACACAGAAGAACAUCCUCCUGGUGCACUACAACUCCGUCUCCCAUCUGCACAAGCUGAAGCGCGCCCUGCAGGAGUCCACCGCCGGCCAGCCAGAGCCGACCAGCAGCCCCGACAUCAAGCCCUUCAAGUGCGGCACCUGCAGCGUGGCUUACAGCCAGAGCUCCACCCUCGAGAUCCACAUGCGCUCCGUCCUGCACCAGACCAAAGCCCGGGCGGCCAAGCUGGAGGCCGCGGGGGGCAGCAGCGGCAGCCUUUCCUCAGGCUGCCCCUCCGCAUCCAGCCCCGUGAGCACCGCUGCGGCCUCUGCCACGACCAGCGCCGGCCCUGACAGCACAGCGCCUGCUCCCAGCCUGCUCAGCCAGGUCUCCUGCGAUGUCCCACCCCUCAGCACCCCCCACAGCACUGGUGCUGCCCCUGCAGCCGGCUCGAGCCCCGUGGAGCCAAAGGAUGCCAACCGCAAGAAACUGGCCGACAUGAUAGCCUCCCGGCAGCAGCAGCAGCAGCAGACGGCCCAGGCUCAGGCACAGGCACAGGCCCAGGCACAGGCCCAGGCACAGGCCCAGGCACAGCUGCAGCAAGAGCUGCAGCAGCAGGCUGCCCUGCUGCAGUCCCAGCUCUUCAACCCUGCCCUCUUGCCGCACUUCCCGAUGACCACCGAGACGCUGCUCCAGCUCCAGCAGCAGCAGCAGCAACAACAGCAGCAGCAGCUCCUCUUCCCCUUCUACAUCCCAAGUGCCGACUUCCAGCUGAACGCCGACGUGAGCCUGCCCGUGACCAGCGGCACCUUGACUCUGACGGGGACGGGGCCCGGCCUCUUGGAGGACCUGAAGGUGCAGCUCCCCCAGCCAGGUCCCUCACAAAUCCUGCAGCAGCCGCCCCCACCGCAGCCACACUGCGUCCUCCUGCAGCAGGGCCAGCCCCUGGACAAGAAGGGCAAGCCCGCCGGGAAGGAGAGGGAGCUCCAGCGUGACCGGGAGGGCUCGGAGAAGCUCGAGGGCGGCGCCACUUCGAAGGAGCCCCUGCCAGAGGCCACCAGGUCCAAAGACAAGACCGAGCUGGGGGUGGCCACGGCGGGAGCAGGUCCUGCGGAGCCUUCCCUGCUCCCGCCCCGAAUCGCGUCCGAUGCGCGCGGGAACGCCACGAAGGCCUUGCUGGAAAACUUUGGCUUUGAGCUGGUCAUCCAGUACAAUGAGAACAAGCAGAAGGUGCAGAAGAGAGCUGGGAAGGCGGAGCAGGGCGAGGGCGCCGAGAAGCUGGAGUGCGAGGCCUGCGGCAAGCUCUUCUCCAAUGUCCUCAUCCUGAAGAGCCACCAGGAGCACGUCCACCAGCACUACUUCCCCUUCCGGCAGCUGGAGCGCUUUGCUAAGCAGUACCGUGAGCACUACGACAAGCUCUACCCGCUGCGGCCCCAGACGCCGGAGCCACCCCCGCCGCCCCCGCCCCCCCUCCCCGCCGUGUCCCCGCAGCAGCCCCCUCCCACCCCCACCAUCCCGGUUUCCCAGCCACCCAUCAUCCCGUCCCCCACCCUGGCCCCCACCCAGCCACCCCUGCCCCUCACGCAGCUGCCCAUGCCCAUGGAGCUGCCCCUCUUCUCCCCACUGAUGAUGCAGAGCCUGCCCUUGCAGAGCCUGCCAGCACAGCUGCCCCCGCAGCUCGGCCCGGUCGAGCCCCUGCCCGCAGACCUGGCCCAGCUCUACCAGCACCAGCUCACACCCGGCCUUCUGCAGCAGCAGCAACAGCAGCAGCAGCAGCAGCAGCAGCAGCAGCAGCAGAACAAGCGGCCGCGCACGCGGAUCACGGACGACCAGCUGCGGGUCUUGAGGCAGUACUUUGACAUCAACAACUCCCCGAGCGAGGAGCAGAUAAAGGAGAUGGCGGACAAGUCUGGCCUGCCCCAGAAGGUGAUCAAGCACUGGUUCCGGAACACGCUCUUCAAGGAGCGCCAGCGCAACAAAGACUCUCCGUACAACUUCAGCAACCCCCCCAUUACCAGCCUGGAGGACCUGAAGGUGGAUUCCCGGCCGCCCUCCCCGGAGCCUCAGAAGCAGGAGUACUGGGGGAGCAAGCGCUCCUCCCGCACACGCUUCACGGACUACCAGCUCCGGGUGCUGCAGGACUUCUUUGACGCAAAUGCUUACCCAAAGGAUGACGAAUUCGAACAGCUGUCCAAUUUGCUCAACCUUCCGACCCGCGUGAUCGUGGUGUGGUUCCAGAAUGCUCGCCAGAAGGCCAGGAAGAAUUACGAGAAUCAGGGGGAGGGCAAAGAUGGGGAGCGGCGGGAGCUGACAAACGACAGGUACAUCCGGACAAGCAAUUUGAACUACCAGUGCAAGAAGUGCAGUCUCGUCUUCCAGCGCAUCUUUGACUUGAUCAAGCACCAGAAGAAGCUGUGCUACAAGGAUGAGGAUGAGGAAGGCCAGGAGGACAGCCAGAAUGAGGACUCCAUGGAUGCAGCCGAGCUCCUGACGCCCACCAGCUCCUCCUGCAGCACCCCGAUGCCUGCCCAGGCCCACAGUACCUCCCCCUCCACGGCCGCCCCAGCCCCCUGCUCCUCCUCCUCCUCGGCGUUCCUGCCACAAGCAGAGGACGACUCCUCUGCCUACUGCUCCAAAGCUGAAAUGGCGGAGGAGAAGCCCAAGCAACCCGAACCUCCUGUCACGCAGCAGCAGCUGGCUCCAGAGAAGCAGAUGCAGCCCAAGCAGGAGGUGCUGCCGCUGCCAGACCUGGGGGAGCCCAAGGCCAGCUCGCUGCACCCAAAGCACUCCCCCGGCACCUCGCAGCAGCUGGUGGAUCCACCGCAGUGCACCCUGCCCCGGUCAAGCCCUGCACCCUCCUCGCAGCUCCCUCACCUGUCCCUCAAGCCCCUGCACACCUCUGCGCCUCAGCAGCUGGCCAGCUUGCCCCCUCAGCUCAUCCCGUACCAGUGCGACCAGUGCAAGCUGGCCUUCCCCUCCUUCGAACACUGGCAGGAGCACCAGCAGCUGCACUUCCUGAGUGCCCAGAACCAGUUCCUCCACCCUCAGUUCUUGGACCGGGCGCUGGACAUGCCCUUCAUGCUGUUCGACCCCAGCAGCCCCCUGCUGGCCAGCCAGCUGCUCUCGGGGGCUCUCCCGCAGCUGCCCAUGAGCUCAGCCACCUCGCCCUCCACGCCGGCGUCAACGACGAGCACGCUGAAGCGGAAGCUGGAGGAGAAGGCCAGCGUGAGCCCCGGGGAGAACGACAGCAGCGCAGGCGGGGAGGAGCCGCAGCGGGACAAGCGCCUCCGGACGACCAUCACCCCCGAGCAGCUGGAGGUUCUGUACCAGAAAUACCUGCUGGACUCCAACCCCACCCGGAAGAUGCUCGACCACAUCGCCCAUGAGGUGGGCUUGAAGAAGCGUGUGGUGCAGGUGUGGUUCCAGAACACGCGGGCCCGGGAGCGCAAAGGGCAGUUCCGGGCCGUGGGGCCCGCCCAAGCCCACCGGCGGUGCCCCUUCUGCCGGGCCCUCUUCAAGGCCAAGACAGCCCUGGAAGCACACAUCCGGUCCCGGCACUGGCACGAAGCCAAGCGGGCAGGGUACAACUUGACCUUGUCGGCCAUGCUGUUAGACUGCGACGGAGGGCUCCAGGUGAAGGGGGACCUUUUCGAUGGAGCCAGCUUUUCCCACCUGCCUCCCCCCGGCAGCGGCACCGACAGCCAGGGCAUUCCUCUCUCACCCGUGGGCAAGUCGCUCGAGCUCUCUCCCGGGACCCUGCUGAGCCCUUCCUCCAUCAAGGUGGAAGGGCUCGAGGACUUUGAGAGCCCCUCCAUCGCCUCGGUGCACUUGAGCUUCGACCAAGCCAAGCUGGACAACGACGACUGCUCAUCAGUCAACACUGCCAUCACAGACACCACCACAGGCGACGAGGGCAAUGCCGACAACGACAGCGCCACUGGCCUCGCCACGGAAGCCAGGUGCUCGUCCGGGCCGAGCGAGGGCCUCACCAAGGCUGCCAUGAUGGCCAUGUCAGAGUACGAGGACAGGCUGUCGUCGGGCCUGGUCAGCCCCGCUCCCAGCUUCUACAGCAAGGAGUACGACAACGAGGGCACCGUGGACUACAGCGAGACCUCCAGCCUGGCGGACCCGUGCUCGCCCAGCCCCGGCACCAGCGGGUCAGCGGGCAAGUCCGGGGAUGGCGGGGAUCGGCCCGGGCAGAAGCGCUUCCGCACGCAGAUGACCAACCUCCAGCUGAAGGUCCUCAAGUCUUGCUUCAAUGACUACCGAACACCCACCAUGCUGGAGUGUGAGGUUCUCGGCAAUGAUAUCGGGCUGCCCAAGCGGGUCGUUCAGGUCUGGUUCCAGAACGCUCGGGCCAAGGAGAAGAAGUCAAAGCUGAGCAUGGCCAAGCACUUUGGCAUUAACCAGGCGAGCUACGAGGGACCCAAGACAGAAUGCACUUUGUGCGGCAUCAAGUACAGCGCCCGCCUGUCCGUGCGGGACCACAUUUUCUCCCAGCAGCACAUCUCCAAAGUGAAGGACACCAUUGGAAGCCAGCUGGACAAGGAGAAGGAGUACUUUGACCCCGCAACUGUCCGCCAGUUGAUGGCGCAGCAGGAGCUGGACCGGAUCAAGAAAGCCAACGAGGUCCUUGGCCUGGCUGCCCAGCAGCAAGGCCUGUUCGACAGCCCCCCGCUGCAGGCGCUGAACCUUCCUGCUGCCUACCCGACAUCCCUGCAGGGCAUCCCUCCCGUCCUCUUGCCGGGCCUGAACAGCCCUUCCCUGCCUGGCUUCACCCCCUCAAACGCAGCUUUAACGUCUCCAAAGGCCAGCCUGAUGGGUCUGCCUGGCACAAGCGUCCCCUCGCCUGGCCUUCCCACCUCUGGAUUACCAAAUAAGCAGUCGUCGGCCUCCCUGAGCUCCCCCAGCCCAGCACAAGCCACCGUGGCCACGGGACCCCCACAGCCCCAGCCACCAUCCCGGAAGGACAAGGACAGCGAGAAGCUGAGAGAGAAGGAGAAAGCUGCCAAGGGCAAGGGGGACCCUCUGCUGGCCCCUAAGAAGGACAAGGGGGAGCCCCCCGCCCCCACCCUCUCGGCCAGCCUGCCUGCGGUGGAGUACUCGGUGGAGGCCUCCCAGCUGCAGGCCCUUCAGGCAGCGCUGAGCUCAGACCCCGCGGCUCUGUUGACGAGCCAGUUCCUCCCCUACUUCGUCCCUGGGUUCUCUCCCUACUAUGCCCCCCAGAUCCCGGGGGCCCUGCAGAGCGGGUACCUCCAGCCCAUGUACGGCAUGGAAGGGCUGUUCCCCUACGGCCCCGCGCUGUCGCAGGCCCUGCUCGGCCUGUCCCCGGGCUCCCUGCUGCAGCAGUACCAGCAAUAUCAGCAGAGCCUGCAGGAAGCGCUGCAGCAGCAGCAGCGGCAAGCGCAGCAGCAGCAGCGGCAAGCGCAGCAGCUGCAGCCGCAGCCCAAAGGAAGCCAAACCCCAGUCCCCACGGGGGCCUCUGCCCCAGAAAAAGAUCCUGCCAAAGAAUCCCCCACACCGGAAGAGCAGAAGCCGGCACCCCAGGAGGUGUCCCCCCACCCGCCCGAGCCCCACGGAGAGCCUGAAGCGGCAAGCGACGGUGCCGUGGACGCCCCUCCCGACCCCUUCAUUGUCCCAAAGGUGCAGCACCGGCUGGUCUGCCGAAAGUGCCAGGCGGGCUUCAGCAGCCAGGAGGCGGCCAGUGACCACCUGCGGGCCCUCUGCUGCCUCGGCCAGCCGGGGGUGGAUCUGCAGGAGAUGGUGCUUCACGUGCCCGCUGGCGGCGGCGGCGGCGGCUCGUACCAGUGUGUGGCCUGCGAGAGCACGGUGUGCGGGGAAGACGCCCUCCGGCAGCACCUCGAGUCCACCGCGCACAAACACCGAACAAUCCCAAGAGCAGCGAGAAACGCCAAAGAGCACCCCACUCUAUUACCUCACUCCGCCUGCCCCCCCGACCCGAGCACCGCAUCUACCUCGCAGUCUGCCGCUCACUCGAAUGACAGCCCCUCGCCCCCACCCACCGCUUCCCCCCACACCUCCAGGAAGUCUUGGCCGCCAGCGGCCCCCCGGGCAGCCCCCCCAGGGAAGCCGCCGCCUCUGCCGCCUCUCUCCUCAUCCUCAACGGUUACCUCAAGUUCGUGCAGCACCUCAGGGGUCCAGCCUGCGAUGCCGACAGACGACCGCUUGGAGGAGUCUGGCUCGGACCACAGCCCAGAGCCCGCCGGCCUGGUGAGGCCCGAGACGCUGGGCGGCCCCGAGGACCGUGCAGGCCUCACACACGCCGAAACGGACACCUUUAGAUUGUGAGCUUUGAAGAGGAACAAUUUAGAAAAAAGAAUUUAAAAAAUUAACAAACCAAUUUCAAAAACAGACUGACUGCAAUUCCAAAGCUUCUAACCAAAAAAGAAAAAGAGAACAGAAGAGAGAAGGGUGGGCUGUUUUCCCAUAUGCUGAUGCCGGCAGACGCCCCGUGGCUUUCCUUUGGCACUUCAGCUGUUGAGAGGGACCCUGUGUUGAUCUGGAAGGCGCCUCUCCAGCAUCCGUCUGCCUGUCCGUCUGUCCGUCUGUCCGUCUGCCUGUCUGUCGUGGAGCUCCAGCCUCCCCCUCAGCAAUGCCCCUGCCCCCCAGAGCACAGCCGAGGCCGGCAUGACUGUAUGGGAAAGCAGACCACCUUGCCACAGUUUUAAAUUUCUUGCUGUCUUAGCAUUCAGAUACCAAUGGCUUGCUAAAAGGAAAGAAAAAGAAAUGUAACGUCUUUUUAUUCUCAGGUCAAUCGCUCACACUUUGUUCAGUUUUCAGAAUCAUUGUUUUAUAUAAAUAUAUAUAAUUUCUUUUUUGAUUUUGA